Messenger RNA from Menidia menidia (Atlantic silverside), 306 nucleotides. NCBI's taxonomy places the organism in Eukaryota, Metazoa, Chordata, Actinopteri, Atheriniformes, Atherinopsidae. The record is from the annotation of a GenBank genome assembly.
AUGCAACACAGCGAAGCGCACUACUGGCUUCGACUAGCGAACGCGUCUGCGGCUGUCUUGGAGAGGAAGAAACGUCAGUUCGAGGGGAAAUCUGGGUCCUACAGUGUGCAGGGCGUUUAUGAUAAAGCGUGCGAAGCGUACGGUCCGUCAGUCAGCAGUCAGUCAUCCCGUUCAACAUCACUAUCCACUGAACUCCAUCUGUCACGUCGCGUUCUUUGCGCCUCACCAAAGUGGCCAGGUCUGAGCAGCAACAAACAGACGCUUCUUCAGAACAGCAUGACUCCACAUCCUGUUUCAACUGAAUAA